AUGCUCUCCUGCGAUUAUCCCGGCUGCACCGCGCAGUACCGACGAAAGGAGCACCUGACGCGCCACGCAAAGAAGCACGACGACAGCUCCCAACUCGCCUGCGAGCACUGCGACAAAACAUUCGAGCGCUCAGACACACUCCGUCGGCACCAGCAGUUACACCUACGCGAGGAAGCGGAUAGCACGCCUCGCGCUGCGAAAGCUUGUGAUCGCUGCCACGCCAAUAAGACCCGGUGUGACGGGCGGCAGCCUUGCGAUGUCUGUUCCCGGCGCGGGCUGUGCUGUACGUUUGACAGGCGCUCGAAAAGGCCGUCCAAGGGACCGCCUGCGAUGGAAAUUGGCAUUGCGGGCAGUAGUAGCUCUGUGAGCGAGUCGCAGGGCUCGUCGUACGGGGAUUCGUUGCCGUUUGUGGAUUUCGAUAGUCCCGGAGCGAUGUCGCUACCCGACCACAGCGCUAUCCAGCAAUCCAUCAUCCGGCAGCAUGAGGAAGAGCUCCGCCAAAAUCGCAUCCUGGUCCCUGGGUCGGCGGCCAAAACAAGUGUGAAUAGACAUGCAGAGAACUCCUCUUCUGACCUGGAUAUCGACUACAAUGUCGAGGUGUAUUUUGCCCAUUUUCAUGCGCAAUGGCCGUUUCUACACAAGCCAUCGUUUAUGCGGUCCAAAGACUCCGGACCAAAAGUGCUGCUUCUUACAGUUGUCAUGAUCGGGCUCUGGGUGACGGGCGAUUCAUCAUCGCGGGAACGAGCAGAGACGAUGCACGGCAAAUUGGUGGCGCUUCUGGAAAGUCGAAUAGGCGACUGGAAAUCGCAAAAAGAAUUCAAAGACAAAGUCUGGCCCCUGGCGACAUUCCAAGCAAUCCUCCUCAACAUCAUAUUCGCCGCAAUCCGCGAAGCAACCUCCAACCUCCAAGAACGCUGCUCAUCCCUCCUCCGCGCCCUAACAACAACCUGCAUCGCGGGCGGCCUCUUCAGCCACGAGCGCAUGCGCGCCCAAAUCCACCCCAGCGACUCGAUGCUCUUCGCAUGGACAUACAUCGAGGAAACACAGCGGCUCGCGCUGGCACUAUUCAAGGUGAACACGCUUUUCCGAACGGGGAUGUUACGGGUCGAGGAUUUGGAGUUUCCGCUACCCGAGAACGGAUAUCUAUGGGAUGCACCGGAGACGAGGGACUUUUAUGGUCGGUAUCAUGCGCAGUUGGAGUCUGGGGCGUAUGCGCGUGAUCCGCCGCUUAUUUGUGAUAUCUUUCGGGAUGUUAAGAAUUGGGAGAGGGGAUUGGGAGAGUUGUUGGAGGUUGAUUGCUGGUUGGGGUUUCUUGCUAGUUCGUGA
Aspergillus calidoustus is the source of this 1326-nucleotide messenger RNA. The record is from the annotation of a GenBank genome assembly. Lineage: Eukaryota; Fungi; Ascomycota; Eurotiomycetes; Eurotiales; Aspergillaceae.